Molecule: messenger RNA, 3513 nt
Organism: Letharia columbiana
Lineage: Eukaryota; Fungi; Ascomycota; Lecanoromycetes; Lecanorales; Parmeliaceae
Exons: 2
Coding region: 1-3513 (1170 amino acids)
Source: RefSeq, a predicted model, not a curated record
AUGGGGACCUUGACCGACAUCACAGCACGAGCCGGCAACACCAUGAAGCGUCAAUCGACGUCUUCCAUGGGAUAUCAGUCCCUUGAUUCGCCAAUCUCAGUGAAAAAACCUGCCGAGAAAGAGAGCUCGGGGAAACCCAAAUCACCACACUUCAUGACACCAACCUUCUCUUCUUCCUUACAGUCCGUUGCAACAGAUGGCAUUACACCUGUACCAGCAACAAAGUCUAGCAAGGCAGAGAGUAGUAAUGCGUGGAUGAAGUCGGCCGCUAAACGCGUCGGUUUCCGCCGUACAGGUGAUGGCACACCUCGCUCCAAGAAAGAAGGGCCUCCCAAGACAUCCAAAACGAUCAGCUUCCCAGACAAACUUGCUACACCAUCUUACAGUAGAGUCUUAGACACUCCCCCGUCAAUAAAGACGCAGCCGCCAAAGGUCUCACCCACGGAUAAGCCUCUUCCCAAUCCUCCCACAGGUCAAACCUCCUACCCUGGUGAACUCGUUGAGUCCAAAACCCUCAUCGACGCUAGCGACAAGCCUCUUCGCCGUCGCUCACCUCCUGGUAUGGCCGUGCAUGAAGAAGACUGGCCAGUCCUUUAUCCAAAGCGGCCCACGAGUCCUGGAACUCUCCAGGAGAUGAUGCGCGAGACUGGCUCGCAGUUAACACAGCAAGCGGUGUCAGACCAGAAGGAGAGAUAUCCUAUUCUUGGCAAUACCCUUCGUCAAGUCCCAGACGAGGAGCAGCUUCCCGUCUCUAGGUACUCAGUGAUGUACAAGAUCCCUCGCAAGGAGAUCUCUUCGCCAAAUCUUGGCGAUCUUGAAAACGCCAACAAGGACACGGCUGCCCUGAACACCCACAUCGACGACCCUUUCCGAGAUGGGGUCUAUGAUUCCGGACCGGUUGUGCCUGCGAAAUCUCCACGGAAAACAUCCAAAUCUCCUUCCAUUCUUUCCGCUGGAGCGGCAGCUGUCGAGAAGUCAGCACAAGAGUCAAGACCUGCAAUCGAACCUCGCCAGACGCGCACUUCCUCGCUUCGUGCUCGUCUCUCUGCUGGUCAGCUGGUCAAAGACGGUCAGAACAAGGUCGUCGGCUUUACAGACUUUACCGCAAUUCCAGAGCCCGCCUUGGGCGCCACCCGACGAGAUAGCUUACGCGCCCGCAAAGAGGCCCAAGCCCGUCGUUCCCUAACACCGCCGCACCCGCUUCGAACCAAUCCAUCUAGGGAGUCAGUUGGUGGCAAUCGAGCCCAAGCCCCUCGUUCCCAAACACCACCCGCAAAGCCUGUCCCGCACCCGCUUCGCACCAAUCCAUCCAAGGAGCCAAUUGGUGGCAAUCGAGCCCCAGCGCAAUUUGUAGCUGGUAGCCGACGCCCGACUCAUCCUCGUCGCCCAAGCAGUCGCGGCAGCAUUCGAAGCGAGUUCCGAGAACCGACUCCACCUCUUCCCACUGCAUCUUUAAGCCAGACAAUACCAAGCCGUCCGGCACCCGCUAUUCCUAGGAGCGAGCAUGGCAAGUCUGCUGAGAAGGCUCCCCUCGAAGGACCCGCAACCAAGAGCUCUAUCCCUGUGCCUCGUCAACUGGUGUCGAACAUGCCAAGACAAACCAGCGGCAAAGCCGAGGUGACGGACCUGAACAAAGUUGAGGUCAGCCGAGUGAAGAAGGAAGUUCGCAAUGAAUUUGCCAUUUUUGAGGAACGUCCAUCCUUAGACAUGGUCAAGGACCUCGAUCAGACAUCAUUUGAUUCAUCCUCGGACACGGCAAAGUACCUCAAUCAGACGUAUUCGGCGGGUCAUCCUACCCAAGCUUUAGUCGACAAUUAUGGUGCACAUAUUCUGGAAGCUAUCGAAGAGUCUCCUCAGCACGCUUACAAGCUCAAGCGUCUGUCCACUGCUUCGCCUGAGUUCGGCCCAACUCUGAAGAUCUCACCGUCUGCCGAACGAUUUAUCAUGGGUCCUGAUACCAAGAGAGAGAAGAUUCCGCUCAACAAGAAGAUGAGCAAAGAGCUCGACCGUACUAUGAUGAAAAAGAAUCAGCAAGACCGCCCCUCUUCCAGCCAAGGCCUCUCUCACCGGGACUCUCGUACUGGUCUAAUCGAUACCAAAGCUAGGGAGAAGAAAGUGAAGAGUGCAGAUCUCGGCAGGAUCUCACCCGCCAUUGACCAUCUAAUUAAUGGCUCUCACAAGCUGACACCGCGCCUAAAUCAUGAAAGCACAGAUGUAUCUGCCAAAGGCUCUUCUACCGGUACAUCAUUCAAUGACCCAUUUUUCGAUGCACGUUCACAGCUUCAGGCAAGCCCUGAUAAACGAAAUGAUGUCGAUGAUCAAGAGUCAAUUGCAGCUGGGGGGGAGACCUGGAUCCCUCCCCUUGAGAAUAUUGGGUUUUCGAAUGAUAAGACACCCGUUGCUACUGCAUUCUUGCCCAUUGGCACUCAUGUCGAGAAUGGUAUUCAGCCCGAUUACAAGAUCUCGAACGAAGCGAGCAGUCCCUUCGGGAAUACUACGAUUGCAGCUUAUGAAUUCGCAAAGGAGCCUAAAGACGGGCUCCUCCCGAAGGGCCCUCACAUUGGGAAUGGCGUUCAGACCGAUUACGAGCUCAUAGACGAAGCGAGCCCCUUUGAAGAUACCGCGACUGCAGCUAAAGAUUCCGCAAAGGAGCCCAAAGACAAGGACGAUGAUACAUCUAUUACCUACUUACCCUCGACUCCUGAGCAGCGUCCCCUGGAGGACACCUUCGACUCUGGCAGCCAUCCACCACGUAGCUCUUCCCGUAUGGCCCACCCCGAUUUCACCACGGCCAAGAAUUCUCCGGUGUCGCCCCUGACGGCAGACAACGGACCGCCAACUCCACCCAAAGACGAGCCUCAGGACUUCGCUCGUCGUCAAAACGAUCUGGGCUCUCUUCGCGGCCACGGCACGUCCCAGCUCGACCUCUCCAACCACGCCUCCAAGCGCGAUUCCACCGCUCGCGGGUCCAGCAAAUCUCAAGCAUCCGCCUCCAAAGGCAGCCUUUCGAUCUUGCGCGGUCUCUUCCACAAGCGUUCCUCCGAAAACGAGCCCCUCAAAUCCAGCAAAAAACCCAAAUUUAAGUCCACUGUCAACGCCUCCGGCAGUCCCUUCCCACCAAUAUCAGACGUCCACCCCAUCCACCGCCCAACCCUCGCCUCCAUCGCCCGCUCCGCCGCCGGUACUCCCCGCCCUUCCACCGCAACCCGCCCCGCCACCCCAGCAACCCCCUCCCUCUUCUCGCCCAGCCCCACCGAAACGUCCACCUCCACCCACCUGGCCAUGGAACUCCUGGACCUCUCGCGCAAGGAGCGCUCCUCGCCGAAGAAGGAGAAGUUGCUCCAGCUCGGCAGUAUCAUGGUCGAGGGCAUCACGCAGGCGCGCAACGCGGAGAAGGCGCUCGAGGAGGCCAGGCAGGCGGCGCGGAGGGCCGAGGUCGCGUGCGCGCUUUGCAAGAAGAGUUUGGGCGAGGUGACUAGGUUUGUGGAGGGCUGGAGGGGUGGGCUUUAUUGA